GUUGAUCCGUUUAACCGUUUAAUCAUGGCGCUGCAGGGCGCGUGGCAGAGCGUCCUCCCGGUGCUGCGCCAGGUGGAGCCGAUCGUCGUGCUCCAGCAGCUGGGCUGCUCGCUCUACGACACCGCGCUGCAGAUGGUGGUCCGGGACCGGUGCACCAACGCCUCCUCUCCCGAUGACAGCAGCCGGCAGAAAGCCAUGGCGGACUUCUACAUGACCUACCACAUGAUCAUGCAGCUGAUGACCGUCCUGCCGAUGCUGCUGCUGGCCAGGCUGAGCGACCGCGGCUGGAGGAGACUCCCCAUCGUGCUGCCGCUGGUCGGGUACCUGCUGUCCCGGCUCACCCUGCUGCUGGUCAUCCUGCUCCGCGCCCCGCUGGCGGUGAUGUUCGCCGGGGCCGCGCUCUACUCGCUGACCGGCGGCUACGGCGCCUACUGGUCCGGCGUGAUGACGCUGGCGUCGCUCAACUCCACGGCCAAGAACCGAUCCAAGGUGAUAAUGAGAGUGGAGGUUCUGUAUGGGAUGGCGGGUCUGGUGGGCAGUCUGGUUUCUGGUCAUCUGUUCCACCUCUACAGCUCCAGUGUGGGAAACGGAACCAUCAUGCUGGCUCUGAGCUUGGGCUUACACAUACUCUCCUUCAUGCACGCCGUAUUCCUGCUGCAGGUCAAAGAGGUGCCCAGCAGUGAAACAGAGGAGAGCAACCAUCUGGUUUUUCCUGAAGAAGAGGAGGUUUCUGUCGAGGCUCCGGCUCGUAAAAACAUGACGAACGUGAUUCUGCUGUUCAUUGCUGCCAUCCUGUAUGACAUAUCAGUGGGCGGAGCCAUGGAAAUACUGGGCAUCUUUGUGAUGAAGGCGCCGCUCAGCUGGAAUGCCACUCAGGUGGGUUAUGGGAACGCAGCAGGCAACAUGAUUUUUCUCACCAGUUUCCUCGGCGUUAUGCUUCUGUCGCGUUGGUUCAGCGAUGUCUCGCUCAUCCUGAUUGGAAUGCUGUCAUUCGCCUCAGGAAUCUACUUCAUGUCCUUUGUCACGGCGACCUACAUGUUCUACCUUGCUCGCUCCCUGAACCUGUUUGCUCUCAUCCCAAUGCCCACAAUCAGGUCUCUGCUCUCACAGCAGGUUCCCAAGUCCUCCUAUGGGAUCAUCCUUACCAUGCUGCAGCUGGUCUUGAAGUUUGCAGGUAUGGCCUACAUCCCCAUCUACACCAGAAUCUACCAGCACACUCUGGACUGGUUUCCCGGCUUCGUCUUCACAUUGUCCACAGUGUUUACCGUCCUGGGAAUGAUACCCAUCAGCUUGAUUGGCUGCAGAUCUGGACAGAGGCCUCAAUACAACAGGAUACAGUGAGACUGAUGGCAGCGACUUUAAACCUGCUAACGGAAAUCAGUUUGAAAACAACUCCAGACUUUACUUUCAGUUCCUUAUAAUCUAAAAACUGAAAAGUGGAAGCUGCUCGAGGGGUAACUCACUUUAAAUAACUCAUUUUAAAUGUGUUUGACAGAAAGACUAAAACGUCAUCUGUAAACAGAUUUUAUUCCCCACAGAAGUAACUUUGUGGUCGACAGUACAGCUGUUGCUGUAUGCAAACGAUGCUGUAAUAUUAAUCCUAUGUGGAUUUUACAUGUACACAUUCACGUGUACUUUUGUCUGUCUUUCUGAAAAGACAUGAAGCCUGAAUGUGUCUCGUGUCUACCGCUCCGGGCUAAAUCUUCUUUGUAAUCUACCCUUUAUUGCCAAAUAUGGUUUGGGUUUAAUCCUUACUAAGACAAAAGGAUGCAACAGCAACACAUCCCCAAACCUGCAUUCAACCUGUCUCAAGUUUUAGUGCAGCGAACUUGAGGACCAAGUUUCACCUUAAUGCACAAAGUGUUUGUGAAGAUAUCGCACACAUUUAUCAUUUAUUUGUUUAUUUGACAGGUGCAAUUCAGUCAACAUAGAUCGAGCAAUAUCUGCGACUGAUGCGAUGCACAAAGAGUUUAUAGCUUCAACUAAUUCACAACUCUUGUCCCUGGUUGGGCCUUUCUACAAAUUACAUGAUUCAUAAUUCUACAAUUUACAUAAUUCAUAAUUCUACAAUUUACAUAAUUUGUAAUUCUAAAAUUUAAUUAAAUAAUAAACCUCAUUCAUCAUUUCAUUAGAUCAUCGACCCACCUUCUCACAUGUAAAAAUUUCUUACAUUUCCACACCUUCCAACACACAGCCAUAAUUUACAAAAACUUAACUGAAUUUCUGUGGGUUAGCGCACUCACUUCUCCAAUCCUUCCUUGACCCACUUUUUUUACUCACAAUGAUAUGUCUGCACAUGGGGGCAACAUUGGU
Molecule: messenger RNA, 2313 nt
Organism: Thalassophryne amazonica
Lineage: Eukaryota; Metazoa; Chordata; Actinopteri; Batrachoidiformes; Batrachoididae
Product: thymic stromal cotransporter homolog
Exons: 9
Coding region: 25-1341 (438 amino acids)
Biological process (GO): transmembrane transport
Cellular component (GO): membrane
Molecular function (GO): transmembrane transporter activity
Source: RefSeq, a predicted model, not a curated record